Molecule: messenger RNA, 2858 nt
Organism: Conger conger (European conger)
Lineage: Eukaryota; Metazoa; Chordata; Actinopteri; Anguilliformes; Congridae
Gene: cpt1b
Product: carnitine palmitoyltransferase 1B (muscle)
Exons: 20
Coding region: 220-2538 (772 amino acids)
Biological process (GO): carnitine metabolic process; fatty acid metabolic process
Cellular component (GO): mitochondrion
Molecular function (GO): carnitine O-palmitoyltransferase activity
Source: RefSeq, a predicted model, not a curated record
CAGCUCUGAAGGACACGUGGGUCACGGUUUACAGACACAAGCCGGUCUGGCCCUGCUCUGGACAAAUCCUGCGAGAAGCCAUCCUCAGCACUGCUCAACGUUGGAACACCACACCUGUGCCCAUCUGCACCCAGUUUCAGGAACUUAACCUACAGUUGACCACAGGAAUAGAGAGAGGUGCCAGUAUCGACAGACAACCAUCAGAGUAAGGCCUGUGCGAUGGCAGAGGCUCACCAAGCGGUGGGCUUUCAGUUCACUGUCGGCACAGAAGGGAUCGACCUUCACCUGAGUCGGGAGGUUUUGAAGCACAUUUACCUGUCUGGAGUGACGUCAUGGAAGAAGCGGGUAAUUCGGUUCAAGAACGGCAUCCUAACUGGAGUUUACCCUGCAAGUCCGUCGAGUUGGCUGGUUGUUGUCGUGGCAAUAAUGAGCACCAUGUAUGCCAGGAUAGACCCCUCUAUGGGAAUGAUUGACAGCAUCAAAAAAACACUGCCCGUAAGUGACUAUUUGACGGUACACACAAAAACUCUCCUGAGCGUCAUUCUGUUUGCCACGGGCCUCUGGCUGUCAAUCAUCUUGAUCCUACGCCACACCCUCAAAUUGCUGCUGUCCUACCACGGCUGGAUGUUUGAGCCUCACGGCAGACCCAGCUGCACCACCUGGCUCUGGAUGGGCCUCGUGAAGCUGUUCUCCGGACGGAAGCCUCUGCUCUACAGUUUCCAGUCCUCUUUGCCCCGGCUGCCCGUCCCCAGUGUGAGAGACACCAUUACAAGGUACCUGGAGUCAGUGCGCCCUCUGCUGGACGAUGAGCAGUACUACCAGAUGGAAAUUGUGGCAAAUGAGUUCAAAAAGUACCCAGCACCGAGGCUGCAGAGAUACCUGGUUCUCAAGUCCUGGUGGGCCACAAAUUAUGUGAGUGACUGGUGGGAAGAAUACAUUUAUCUCCGGAGCAGGAGCCCCAUCAUGGUGAACAGUAACUUCUAUGUGAUGGACCUGCUGUACGUCACCCCCACGCAUCGCCAGGCCGCCAGAGCGGGGAACGCCGUUCACGCCCUGCUGCAGUACCGGCGCAGGCUGGAGCGCGGAGAGCUGGCCCCACUGCGAGCUCAGGCCACCGUGCCCAUGUGCUCCUACCAGAUGGAGAGAAUGUUCAACACCACCAGGGUCCCCGGCUUCGAGACAGACUUCGUGCAGCACCUGAAGGACCGUAAGCACCUGGUGGUGUACCACAAAGGCCGCUUCUUCCGCCUGUGGCUGUACUACGGCGGCCGACACCUGUGGCCCCGCGAGCUGGAGGCGCAGUUCCAGAAGAUUCUGGACGACCCCAGCGAGCCCCAGCCCGGGGAGCUGAAGCUGGCCGCGCUGACCGCGGGAGACAGAGUUCCCUGGGCGAAGGCGCGGCAGCAGUACUUCGGUCAGGGCGUGAACAGGUCUUCGCUGGAGGCCAUCGAGACGGCCGCCUUCUUCCUCACCUUGGACGACGAGGCGCACGGAUACGACGCCGAGAAGCUCCGGUCCCUCGACCUGUACGCCAAGUCCCUGCUCCACGGGAAAUGCUACGACAGGUGGUUUGACAAGUCAUUUACCCUGAUAGCCUAUCAGAACGGGAAGCUGGGUCUGAACGCAGAGCACUCCUGGGCCGAUGCCCCCAUCGUGGGCCACAUGUGGGAGUAUGUCCUGGCAACCGACUGCUUCCAGCUGGGCUACACGGAGGACGGGCACAGCAACGGGGAGAUCAGUAAAGACCUGCCAGCCCCCAUUAAACUGCAGUGGGACAUUCCUUCAGAGUGCCAAGACAUUAUCGAGAGCUCUUACGCUCUGGCCAAAGAGAUCGCGGACGACGUGGACUUCCACGGCUGCCUGUUUGACGAUUUCGGGAAAGGCCUGAUUAAGAAAUGCCGGACCAGUCCCGACGCCUUCAUCCAGCUAGCUCUGCAGCUGGCACACUUCCGGGACAAGGGAGAGUUCUGCCUGACGUACGAAGCGUCGAUGACCCGGAUUUUCAAAGAGGGCAGGACAGAGACGGUGCGCUCCUGCACCUGCGAAUCCACAGCCUUCGUCAGGGCCAUGCAGGACCCUUUCACCCCGAAGGAGAAGAGGCUGGAGCUGUUCCGCUGCGCCGCGGAGAAGCACCAGCACAUGUACCGCCUGGCGAUGACGGGCUCCGGCAUCGACAGACACCUCUUCUGCCUCUACAUCGUGUCCAAGUAUCUGGACAUCGACUCGCCGUUCCUCAAGCAGGUUCUGUCCGAGCCGUGGAGGCUCUCCACCAGCCAGACGCCCCAGCAGCAGCUCAGCUUGGUGGACCUCCAGAGGUUUCCUCAGUACGUCAGUGCUGGCGGAGGGUUUGGACCGGUGGCAGAUGACGGAUACGGCGUCUCUUACAUCAUUGUUGGGGAAGACCUCAUCACGUUCCACAUCUCCAGCAAGUUCUCCAGCCCAGAGACGGACUCCUAUCGUUUCGGGCAGAACAUCCGACAGGCCAUGCUGGACAUCAGAGCGCUGUUUACCAGAGAAAACAAGAUGCAUAAACUUUAAACUUCGACAUUGCCACCUCUUCGGGAUAUUCAUACUGGGGUAAACUGUAAAAACAAUGUAGUGUAUUAUUCUGUAAACACUGCAUUAGCGUACCCGUUUGAAACUAGAAUCACCUUUACUUCAGUACUGUGUUCAGCCGGCUGCAUUUAGGAAUACUGGUUAUAAAAGUUUUUUAAUUAUAUUUAAGAAAUUUAGACUAAGGUGUAUGUUAUUUUGACAGUUCUUGUUCUAUAUGUUUGUUGUAAAUAUCACCACAUAUUUAAUGUUAUUUCCAAAGCGUUGAAACUGUUAAUAUAAAAUCCAAGGGAAAAUAAAGUGAU